AUGGUAGAAAGCACCUAUGCGAGUGAUUCGCCCAGAUCGCGUUCUCCCAUGACGGAGCCGUCGAGUCCUCUUCAAGAUGGUCCCGGAAUAUCCGGUUAUGGUCAUCGUUAUCUUUACAAUUAUUCACCUGAGAGUUUGCAACAGAAGUUGAAGGGUAACGACGAGCAGAACAAUGUGUCUGGAAGAAGGCACGAUAUCGAUGGACGUGACAAAACGUUCUCCAGGAGUCCAGUGAGCUCGGAUGAGAUGCGAUUCAGACCACGAGAGGUUUCUAGACCGAGUUCCUCCGCCACGAUGUCCUCCCCUACGUCUGCCUUCACCAUCGAGAAUAUUUUAGCGCCUAGACCCAUUGGAAAUAUGACACCCACCAGUACUGGUGGCCUAGGGUCUAUCAUUCAGAACCCGGAAGCCGUAGGAUCGCCAUCGAGAACCACAGCGAUGCAUCCGCUACAACAGCAGAUCCAUCAUCUGGCCUUCACGUCCGCCGAUUUGUUUGCUGCAGCAUAUCCUAGUUUAUACUCCGGCGGUUACGUAGCAGAAAUGGCAGCCGCCGGCGUUUCUCUUCACGGUCAGCCGGCGUUCUAUCACGCGGCUCAUCCCUAUCAAAUAAAUCCAAACGCAGCGGCGAUAGGACCUAUGGCGAAGAGGAAGCGUCGCCACAGGACGAUAUUCACAGAAGAACAGCUGGAACAACUGGAAGCAACAUUCGACAAGACACACUAUCCAGACGUGAUCUUGAGAGAACAACUCGCUCUUCAGGUCGAUCUCAAGGAAGAAAGAAUCGAGGUGUGGUUCAAGAACCGACGUGCCAAGUGGCGUAAACAGAAACGGGAAGAACAGGAACGUAUGCGGAAACUUCAGCUGGAGCAACGUCAACGAGCCGACGACAACGUGCCCACGCCUACGGUCAAAGUGGCCGAUCAUUUGACGUUGACCAGGCAGCAACAGCAACAGCAGCAACAACAACACGAACAGGACACCGACAGCUCGGACCUAGAAGUGGCGUAG
Molecule: messenger RNA, 1008 nt
Organism: Habropoda laboriosa
Lineage: Eukaryota; Metazoa; Arthropoda; Insecta; Hymenoptera; Apidae
Gene: Gsc
Product: homeobox protein goosecoid
Exons: 3
Coding region: 1-1008 (335 amino acids)
Biological process (GO): regulation of transcription by RNA polymerase II
Cellular component (GO): nucleus
Molecular function (GO): RNA polymerase II cis-regulatory region sequence-specific DNA binding; DNA-binding transcription factor activity, RNA polymerase II-specific
Source: RefSeq, a predicted model, not a curated record